This is a messenger RNA of Microdochium trichocladiopsis, 1109 nucleotides long. Its product is annotated as SAM-dependent RNA methyltransferase. The transcript is spliced from 6 exons. Gene Ontology annotation, molecular function: protein-arginine omega-N monomethyltransferase activity. Gene Ontology annotation, biological process: peptidyl-arginine methylation. NCBI's taxonomy places the organism in Eukaryota, Fungi, Ascomycota, Sordariomycetes, Xylariales, Microdochiaceae. Bases 1 to 630 code for a protein of 209 amino acids. The record is from RefSeq and is a predicted model, not a curated record.
AUGGCGUCUAGCAACGACGGCAAGACCUACAUCGUGGAGCACCUCGACCCGGAGCUCGGGCCCUGGUCAGAGCUCGAGUACAUCUGCAUCGGCCAGGACUCGCAGAAGGCCGGCAGCCGGUUCUUGCUCUCAUCUCUGCCCGACGAGUUCCGCGUCCCCGAGAGGCUCGGCAAGCUCGAGGCCUUCACGCCGGAGAAGCGGAGCGUCGAGGAGAUUGCUGGUGAUGUGAAGAACCAGGUCUGUUUGCUGGAUCCCGCGGCCAAGCAGGACUUGUCGCCCGAGGAUGGGAAAAAGUUUGGCGUGUUCCUCUUUGGUGGAAUCCUGGGUGAUGACCCGCCCCGUGACCGUACCUCUGAGCUACGGAAGAAGGGAUACGAGGGUAGGCGACUCGGCCCUGUACAGAUGACGACCGAUACAGCAGUGCGAGUGACCCGAAUGGUUGUUCAAGAAGGAUAUACAUUGGAGACCGUGCCGUACUUGGACCACCCAGACAUCAAGUUCAAUGAGCACGAGAGCACACAGAUGCCAUUCCGCUAUGUCGCCGAUGCUAAUGGAAAACCGAUCAUGCCAGAGGGCAUGGUUGAACUCAUUGGAAAAGACGCCGACAAGACGAUCGACGACAUGUUCUGAAAAUUUCCUUCCAAGCCAUCAUUGGAACAUGACUAGCUGAAUAGAUUAGAUAUCGGAGUAGCGACGUCCAGCUGUUUGGCUUACGUGCGGAAACCUGUUCAUCUAGUCGCCGACCUGGUCAACUUUUCGUGCUGUUGUCCGACCCAUCUAAUAACAACACCAUGAUUCGGGCCCAUGAUCUUAUCUGAGGCUAAUAGUGCUUGUUUUAUGCGGAUCGUCCAAUCUUUCGCAAGACGACGUACACCAACACGAACAUGACAGCCAUGCCACCCGACAUUCGCAAAUAUGGACAUUCAGGCGGCAUUUCGAACACAUUAGAUCGUCUCAUGUUAUAGACGCCCAAUCACACUUGGUCUUAGCUUGAUCCGCGCGAAGCGGAGGUUCGUAUGCAAGCCUAGGCAAACUUUUCACAGUCUGCAGAUGCGUCACGAAAUCGGUGCUUCGUCUCAGCCGCUCUAUACAAGUGUCAUCGCUUGAGG